Messenger RNA from Cladocopium goreaui, 357 nucleotides. The record is from the annotation of a GenBank genome assembly. NCBI's taxonomy places the organism in Eukaryota, Dinophyceae, Suessiales, Symbiodiniaceae.
AUGCGCCUCCAUCGCCUCCUGUGGUUGUGGGCUGCGGUGCAGGGCUUCUCUGUAGAGCUAGACGAUGAGGAUGAUGCACUCAUCGUCUACGAGGGCGGCAUGGCAGAGGAGGCGCAGUGUACUGCACCACCUGGACCUGUGUUGGUGAAGGACGUGGUGGCGGAGAUUGGCCACGAUGUCAGCGAAGAGGUGAUCUUCCGAACGCUGAACGCCUUAGAAGCAGAAGGGGUGGUCCAGACGCGACAACUUCUGCAACUCUACCCACAGGAUUUUGAUGCGGUGGUCAUGCCAUUACUGCUGAAGAGCAGGUUGCGCCGAGUCCGUGAGCGUGGCGGACGGAUUCCGGAGGCCCAGUGA